Orcinus orca (killer whale) is the source of this 7863-nucleotide messenger RNA. It is a transcript of the gene ILRUN, whose product is annotated as inflammation and lipid regulator with UBA-like and NBR1-like domains. Gene Ontology annotation, cellular component: phagophore assembly site. The coding region runs from base 206 to 1063 and encodes 285 amino acids. The transcript has 5 exons. The record is from RefSeq and is a predicted model, not a curated record. Lineage: Eukaryota; Metazoa; Chordata; Mammalia; Artiodactyla; Delphinidae. Gene Ontology annotation, biological process: macroautophagy. Gene Ontology annotation, molecular function: ubiquitin binding.
GGGGGGUGGGAGGGGGGGGAGCGCGAGAGUGAGUGAGUGGCUGAGUGAGUUUACCCCUAUGAGGCGGUGAGAGGCCCGGGGCCUACCUCAGAGGAGCGGGGUCGCGGCGCCGGCUAGCAGCGGGCCCCCUCCCGGUCCCCGGGCCCGGCGGCGCGGCGGCAGCUCAGUUGUGAGGAGGCGGGGAAGCGAGUGUCCGGCCCCAGCCAUGGAGGGCAUGGACGUGGACCUGGACCCCGAGCUGAUGCAGAAGUUCAGCUGCCUGGGCACCACCGACAAGGACGUGCUCAUCUCCGAGUUCCAGCGGUUGCUCGGCUUCCAGCUCAACCCGGCCGGCUGCGCCUUCUUCCUGGACAUGACCAACUGGAACCUACAAGCAGCAAUUGGCGCCUAUUAUGACUUUGAGAGCCCAAACAUCAGUGUGCCCUCUAUGUCCUUUGUUGAAGAUGUCACCAUAGGAGAAGGGGAGUCGAUACCUCCUGAUACUCAAUUUAUAAAAACAUGGCGAAUCCAAAAUUCUGGGGCAGAGGCCUGGCCUCCAGGGGUUUGUCUUAAAUAUGUCGGGGGAGACCAAUUUGGACAUGUGAACAUGGUGAUGGUGAGAUCGCUAGAGCCCCAAGAGAUUGCAGAUGUCAGCGUCCAGAUGUGCAGCCCCAGCAGAGCAGGAAUGUAUCAGGGACAGUGGCGGAUGUGCACUGCUACAGGACUCUACUAUGGAGAUGUCAUCUGGGUCAUUCUCAGUGUGGAGGUGGGUGGACUUUUAGGAGUAACGCAGCAGCUGUCAUCUUUUGAAACGGAGUUCAACACACAGCCACAUCGCAAGGUAGAAGGAAACUUCAACCCGUUUGCCUCUCCCCAAAAGAACCGACAAUCAGAUGAAAACAACUUAAAAGACCCUGGGGGUUCCGAGUUCGACUCGAUCAGCAAAAACACAUGGGCUCCUGCUCCUGACCAAACCGAGCAAGAUGAGAAUAGACUCUCACAGAACUCUGUAAAUCUGUCCCCCAGCAGUCACGCAAACAACUUAUCAGUAGUGACUUACAGUAAGGAAUCUCCUCUACCCUAAGAGAUGGCCAUGAGAGAGCCUGCAUCUCACCUGGAUUCUAGCACACUUGCUAUUACAUGAGAUCUUGGGGACUAGAAUUUCAAAUAGCAAAUAGCCUUUUCUGAAGUUUGUAAUGAAAGGGAAGUCAAACUCAACCAACAUCCUUCAUCUCCUUGUAGGACUUUAAAUAAUAUCUUUUCAUUCACAAUUAUGUUUGAGUUUUAUUCUUCCUGGUGAUUUUCUUGAUUUGUCAGGGGGUGGGUGAAGGCUCUGGGAGUUCCCUUUGGCCAUGGGGAGCUUGGGGGGAUGGGAGGAUGAAUGACAGAGGAAGAAUGGAAGGAGGAUGGAGGAUGUCUGGAGGGAGGAUGGAAAGGUGGAUGAUGGAGGAAGAACAGAGGAUGGAUGCAUGGCAAAGGAUUGGAUGGGUGGUUAGAGGGAGGAUGGAUGGAUAGAUGCGAAGGUCCCCAGCAGGACUGUAGAAGUUAGUUAAGAGCAACAGAAAAACUGUGUUAUAGAGAUAAGUAUAAAAAAUGCUUUUACAGGGCUUUUAAAACAACAUUUCACCACGCUUAUAACUGAGUUACGCUUUUAAGCACAACUUUGGCACAAUCAGAAGGCUGUGAACUGAGCCUGCCCCAUGAGCAGCCUUCAUGCAUAAAAGUACGUUUAUUUUCUUUUCUUUGGCUUGUUCUCAUACUUGUCUUCAGCCACUGCAUCUUUGAAAUUUUGAGGACAGUCACAUGAAAGUGGCUUGGACACCAGUGUUAAAGCAUCUGCAGAAGUUCCCAUCAUGAUGAUCUGGCCCUGAUGAUAUUCCACCAGCAAGCCUUCUUGUGCGGUCAGCAUCCAUCGAGGGAAGGGCGCUGCUUUGAGUGCUCCUGAGAGAAGAGUCCUCAUUGCCCUGCCCAUUACUCCAGUACAGACUUGAUUUCUAAUUAAUGAGAGACAAGUGGGUUCGAUCAGGGCUUGGUCAGUCUCUGGCCCUUGCCAGCCAAGCCAGCCCCAUGAGCAGGGCCUCACCACACCAUGUUUGCAGUACAGGAUCAGGACAGAACUUAAUACUAAACCCUGUAUUCUUCUGUGUUUGCAUUCAGUGUACAUAAAUGAUACAAAAGGAGCACUAGGUGGGCGAAGCGCCGCCUGGGACUAGCCCAGGAAAUGAGAAAGGAGGAGGAGGGCCCUGGUGGUUAUCUGAUGCUGCCAUCAGUAUACACCUCGAGAGCGUAUUAUUUCACAGUCAUGCAGCAAACGCUCCUCUCUUUUUAUUAACCAGUGUGAACCUUUUUAUUUAUCUAAAUCAAAUCACAAAUAAAAGCAAAAUAAGACAGGUAUGUGAAAGUUUUCAUGUUGUGGUGCUUUAUCUAAACAGGCUUUCAUAUAGAAAGAGUACCCUCAAAAGCCCUCGUAAGACAUUGUUGUUUCAUUAGGAAUUUUAGCCUUCUUUUUUUUUUUCUCCUGGAAGGUUAAACAGAGAUGGCUCAGCAGUGCAGAGUAUUUCACAGUUCAUUCAUUCAUUUUACUGACACUUGUGUCUUACUAUGUGCAAGGUACAAAUAACUGGCAGAAACAGGUUUCACUGGACUUUCCUGACGGUCAGUCCAGUGGUUAAGACUGUACUUCUAAUGCAGGGGGUGCGGGUUCGAUCCCUGGUCGGGGAACUAGGAUCCCACGUGCCACGUGCAUGGUACAGCCAAAAAAAGAAAAGAAAAGAAAAAAAGAAACAGGUUCCACUGUCGUAAAAGGGCAGCUUUCUCCUCUGAUAGCACUGUACUCCCUACUGCUGAACAUUGAUGAGUAAACGUCUAAAAAUAUUCUAGCUGAGGGACUUCCCUGGUGGUCCAGUGGGUAAGACUCCAUGCUCCCAGUGCAGGGGGCCCGGGUUCAAUCCCUGGUCAGGGAACUAGAUCCCACGUGCAUGCCAAAACUAAGAAAUGCUCAUGCUGCAACUAAAGAUCCCUCAUGCUGCAACUAAACAUGCUGCAAUGAAAAUCCCAUGUGCUGCAACUAAGACCCAGCGCAGCCUAAAUAAAUAAAUAAUUUUUUUAAAAGUUCUUUAAAAAAAUACAUUCUAUCUGAAACAAAAUAGUUUCCUGUUUUUUUAGUACUCCUUUUUGGAAAAGUUAUUUUGAUUUCUGUAUAAUUUUAGGAAGAACUUUUAAGUUAUUGUAGGUACCCACUCACAUAAGAUCAGUGAUAACCAAAUCACCGGCUGGGAGUGACUCUACUAUUCCACAGGGGCAACUAUAAACUACUGUGACAAACAAAUCAAAAAGAUAGUUUUUAUUUUUAGUUUGCUUUGAGGACAGGCCCACAAGUACUGGAUCUUAAAUUGUCCUUUUGGGAGAUUGUGAUGAGUGAAACUGAGCUUGCUUGUCUUUUAUGUCUAUAAGUGUUCUCUUUUAAAAAUAUUUUAGAAAAUUAGCCAAAUUAUGACUCACAGUAGUUAUUCCAUUGCAGAAGUUCAGCUCAGGACCUGGCCCCACUACCGUAAUCAUUCAGCUGGCUUGAGGCCAAGGUCUCUUCCCAGACACCCAUGAGUAGGGAGCCCCCUCUGUCUUAGCUGGCAGGUAUGGAGCUCCCAUGCUUUAAGAGGGCUCACCUGCCCUGUAGCCAAGUCGAAUUUAGGUCCCAGGGCUCACAGCCAUGACAGCUGUUCAGUGAAAGCUUAGGGAAGACUGAGGCAAACAGGCAACACCUCAACCCCUGUGGACCUAAAACCUGUCUCUCCUUCGCCAGGAACACUUUCUUGUCCCCUAGCAGAUGUGGGGCUACUCCCAAGAAAUGUAGCCUUUGAAAAGCCAUUUCUGUGCAAGUUGACCCUGGGGAGCUGCUCUUUAGACCUGGAGUCAGAUAGAGGAGUUCUUUUCUUGGCUUGGUCAUUUACACCUUCUAUUAAUAUGCAUAAAUCCGGCCUUGCUGCUAGUUCCUAUGUGGUGAGAGGUGAAUCCUCAUAGAGAAGAGGGUGGUCUUCUGCAUCAAACUAACUGAGUUUUGUAAUCAUGCUGCGAUGGCCUCCAUUUCUGCUUGUAAGAGUUUAAUUCAGGGCUUUGUGUGGUACCAUCUGAUGCAUCCAUCCCUUGAUCUGUUUUCCUUAUUAGUGGCACACCUGUUAUAGGAGAGAUAUCAAGGAUGCCACCAGGUUAAUGAAAAUGUUUGGCAUUUGCUUUUCCUGUGGGUAAAAUUUGAAGAGUUGUUAGGCUCCAGAAGACAGUGAACACUAUCUGUAUUGCCAAACCCUACUUUUGGGCUUGGGUUGGAGACAUUAGGCACCAGAACCUGUUACACGGGGUCUUGGAACUCCAGUGGAACCUGAAAUGUGGAUGGGCAUCUCGUUUCAAAUAUACCUUCAUCCCACUCUUAAGAAAGGCACUUCCUGCUUGGCCUCCUGCCAUCGGAUGCCCUGGACAAGCUGUUCUUGGAAUCUCCGCCAGGCUUUUUCUCUAUAACUGGUGUUGCAUUGCCUGUGUUCUAUGAUCCACUUGUGACACCUGUAAUCCUGCAUGUGGGGAGUCUAGAUGAUAAAGUAAUUCUGAGAUAGAAUUGGCUCCCUCUCUCUUCCUUGAAGUGAUAGUAAUUUAUCUGGGGGGGAAGGAAAAUAGAGCUUGUUCCUCAAGCCAUGUUUCUGCGCCAGUUAAACAUCAACAACUCCAAUAUGCCAUUCUCUGGAUGAAAGGGAAUUAGAUAGCAUUUUUCUUUCCAAAAGGCACAGCACCUCAGUCAAUAAAUAGAGGAUCAACAUUAAUUCUUAAUCUAAGCUAGUUAAAUACUACACUGAAUGGUCUAAGGGCCCGGGCAUUCAGGGGGGAAUCUGAAAAUGCCCAUGUCUGUAUUGCUCUCUCUGCCAAUUGCAUGGGAUCCAUUUAUCUGUAAAAUGGGAAUGCACAACAGCUCCUUGGCAAAGUCAUGAACUCCCUUCUCCAAGCAUUCCAGACAAGUCACAAGGCUAGUGCUUGCUUUAUAAAGGCCUAUGUGAAGAGUGUGGAGCUUUGGUCUGGAAAGCAGGUAAAUUUAGGGUAAAGGGGAAAAAAAUUCAUAGAAAACAAAUGCUGUUUGUUUUUCUACUUUCUUUUCUCUGUGCGUGUUUUCCUGCACAAAGACUUUUGAGCGUCUUACUGGUUCUAAAUCGUAUGGGAAUCUGAGCCUUUGUUGCUGUCCUUGGAUUGUUGGGAUGAAUGAAUGUUGGUUGGGAAGUACUGAGGGCAGCUUGUGGUUUUUUUUGUUUGUUUGUUUUUUGUUUGCGGUACGCGUGCCUCUCACUGUUGUGGCCUCUCCCGUUGCGGAGCACAGGCUCCGGACGCGCACGCUCAGCGGCCAUGGCUCACGGGCCCAACCGCUCCGCGGCAUGUGGGAUCUUCCCGGACCGGGGCACGAACCCGCGUCCCCUGCAUCGGCAGGUGGACUCUCAGCCACUGCGCCACCAGGGAAGCCCAGCAGCUUGUUUUAAGCUUCUUUGAUUUCCAUCUCUGGGGCCUGUGACCCUCCAACCAGGCCCCACAAAAUGGAGUCUGAGAGCCUUUAGCUGGUCCGGCCCACACUUGUUUGAGUGGGUGGGUCUGUGACUACUGACAUGGUUACAGUCUCAGCUCGCCUGCUGGAGGCAUGGUUGACUCGGGGCUGGCAAACGUGACAUUUUAACCACCACUGCUUUGCUUACCAGCUCUGUGCUCUUGAUCAGGUUACCUCACCUCUCUGAGCUUGGAGAGCAUACUUGUCUCAGUUUAUCUGUGAGAAUUAAAGAGAACAUGUUCAAGUGCUCCAGCAGCACCUGGCGGCACGUAGUUGAUGCUUUUUCAGUGUUGGCCUGCCUGUCUCCCACAUUCACCUCUUCAGCGAUGCCACCAAGCAGCUUGAGGCCUAUUUCUGGUCUCUUGAGGCUUUUUAUGGAGGGAGAAAAAAAAAGACAAAAGCAAUUUCAGUGCUUUCCACUGAAAAAAACUGGGAACUUUAAUCUCAUGCUCCCUAUUUUUGGCAGCUUUGACCUCUGGUCUAAAUAAGCAUGACCAAAGGGCAUUUUUUUCUUAGAACGCUGUUUUUCAACCUCCUGAGCUAGGUACUUUAUGUCAACUCCUAGAACCUUAAAUCUGGAAGUUUUAGGGAGGAAUCUGAGAUCCUAUGAGGGGAAGGGACUUUAUUCAUGGUCAUUUGGUGUGCUAGUGCAAAGCGGGGAUCAGAACCCAGAUCUCCUUCUCCCACUUCUGCGUGACCCGCAGCCCAUUGCAGUGAAAACUGUGAAGGUUGUGCAUCUCUAGCUGACCACUCCCAGGGAGCCCAGCCUCUUCUGGGACCUGGGAGGCUGUGACCAGAUGGAUGGCAUGACGCAGACACUUGUGUCCCCAGGCCUAAGCGGCUGUUUAAAAACUUGGUUUGGAAGGGCCAAUAUUCUUGUGACUUCGAAGGGUCUGGCACUCCAGGUAGUAGUCUGAGAAAUACCUGUUCUCUUUCAAUUAUUAAUUCAACAGUAUUUGCCGGGUGCUUGCUCAGGGACAGGUGCCAUGCUAAGUGCUAGAGAGAUGGCAGCAAACAAAGUCAUACUGGAAAGGGAUUCUAAUCAUUGGCAACCCUGCAACCCUGCACUUACAUUUCUUUUCAAAGACAAGUGUCAUUUUUAAAAGAUAAUCAAAUUCUGACUGUCCACAUCUUACCAAGCUAAUGGAAAAUGUCAUCUCAGUCAUUCUUAUGCCUCCUCACCCCAGUUGUGCCUAGAUUCAGGAUUCUUACUUAACGUAGUUGUCAAGCAUCGGGAAACCCCUCUGGUCAUUUGUCAUGAUUAUGGCUGUGCCACCUGCUCUCCGUACCCAGUUGGUCCCCUUGGUCCAAGGGCCCUCUGCUUCUGGGCCAGUUUGGGGUGUAGGACCUUUAGUGAGGCUGGUUACCAGUUACCUUUGCCCUCCCAGGUCUUGGCAUUGACUGGGUCUUUUCAAGGAGCACACUCCAGAGAGGUGUGAAGGUGGAGGGAGGCACAAGACAUCCUCCAGCAAGUUUGUGUGGCCACUUUUGGUGUUGGCACAUCUUGGUGUCUCAUUCUUAACAUAAGGGAAAAGUGAGACUAUGAUGCCUUCUCCACCAGCCAAGCAGCAUAGAAAACACCUUUGGGAAUUUGGAGUAAACCUUAUCAUCAUGUGGCAAGGGAGAGGCAAUGUGAAGAGAGCAAAGAUCAGACUUGGGUUUGAAUCUUGGCUCUGCCUUUUACUACCCAUGUGGCUUUGAACAAGUCUCCUAAUGUCUGCAGUCAGAUAGGCAUCAGUCAAAUGAGUGUAAUAAUACACCUAAAGACAGUGUAUGCAGACCCCCUGCUGCCAUGUCUGCACUAGGUGCCCGGUGGACGGUUGCUUUUUCUGCUCCAGUGUGUGUGUUGUUGACAUAAGUGCCACCAGCCAGCAGUAGCCUGCACCUGAGGUUAAGGGUGCAGAAAGUGGUGUCCAAGGAUCUUUAGCAGAGAGGUUAAGAUGUUGUCAAGAAGGAGGGCAGGCUUUGUGACCUGGGUGGAGGAAAGUUGGCACCAGUUGAUCUAGAAUUUGAAAGAUGAAGAAUCUCUCCACCAGCCUCCCCUCUCUUGGAUGGUGUGUUUGCAGGAGAACACUUAGCAAAAACUUGAAAUGUGCUGAUAUGUGGCCUCCUGAAGAUUUGCAUGGCAAGGACAACCCUCAAGCCUUGUUUGUGCCUUGGAGCUUCCUUCUGGCUCACUGGGAACCAUAGAUUCUUUUACUUGGUUUGGUUGUCACAUUGUACCUGCUGUGUCUGCCAUCACUGACUGUGUUCACUCUCUUCCAGGGGCUCCACGGGCCUUACCCCUUCGGCCAGUCUUAAACGGGUGUCAGCAA